CUGGCACUCACCACCAUGUAUUUCUCCGUGGAUAUCACGCUCUUCCUUGCAGUAAUAAUCACUGGGAUUCUCUGUUUCAUGAGCCUAGGUCUGCUUCAGAGAAGAGGAAAACUUCCACCGGGUCCGAUCCCCUUGCCUCUACUGGGGAACAUUCUACAACUAAGUGGAGGAAGCAUAGUGACUAAACUGGUAAACAUGAGGAAGAAAUAUGGGGACGUGUUUACCGUCUAUCUGGGGUCUCGGCCAGUUGUGGUGGUUAAUGGGUACAAGGCGGUCAAAGAAGUCUAUUUGGACAGAGCUGAUGAUUUCUUAGCCAGAGGAGAUACAGAAACAUUUAACACUUCUUACCAUAACCAUGGAUUCGUCUUUACUACUGACAUAAACAUGUGGAAGGAGCUUCGUCGAUUUUCUCUGUCAACAAUGCGAGAUUUUGGCAUGGGGAAGAAGGGUAUAGAAGAUGUUAUUAUAGAGGAGUCUCAGUGUCUAGUGAAAGAAUUAAAAAAGACCAAAGGAACAUUUUUUGAUCCUCAACAGAUCUUCAACAAGGUUUCUGGUAAUGUAAUCUUUUCCAUUAUGUUUGGGCAUCGCCAUGAUUAUGAGGAUGUCGAGCUUCUUGAUGUUGUAAACACUAUGUGUGAAACAUUCCACAUCAUCAGUUCAGGCUGGGGGCAGGUGUUUGAAAUGUUCCCCGGAAUUAUGAAGUUUAUGCCAGGGAAGCACCAAACAAUUUUAUCCAACAUGCAGAAGCUGCUCCAGUAUGUGAAGAAAAGAGUGGACAAGAACAAAGAGACUUUGGAUCCAGAUAACCCCAGAGAUUAUGUGGAUGCAUUCCUCAUUAAAAUUGAGAAGGAAAAGAAUAACCCCAAGACUGAAUAUACCUUCUUAAACCUGGUGAACAGUACUCUGCAGAUCUUCUUUGCUGGCAUGGAGACCACAAGCUCAACAAUGACCUACGUUCUUCUUAUUUUGAUGAAAAACCCAGAUAUCCUCGGCAAGGUCUGCGAGGAGAUUGAUCGCAUCAUUGGUCGAGAUCGAAGCCCCAAAAUGCAAGACAGAAAUCACAUGCCAUUCACUGAUGCUGUAAUCCAUGAAAUGCAGCGAAUCAUUGACCUAAUUCCAAUGGGUGCAGCUCGGAAAACCACAAGGGAUAUUGAGUUUAGAGGAUACUAUCUACCCAAACACACUAACAUCUAUCCAAUGAUUACCACGGUGCUAAAAGACCCCACCUGUUUUCAGUACCCUAAUGCAUUCAACCCCAAAAAUUUUCUUGAUGAAAAUGGGGAAUUUAAAAAGAAUGAUGGAUUUAUGCCUCUUGCUGCAGGGAAGAGGAACUGUAUGGGAGAAGCUUUGUUCCGAACGGAAUAUUUCCUUCUAGUAGUUACUGUCUUGCAGAACUUUGUCUUAAAGCCUGAACUUCCUAUAAAGGAUCUGGAUAUCACUCCUGAUGUGUCUGGAUUUGGGAAUCUACCAAGGUCGUACAAGUUGGCUUUAAUUCCUCGCUAG
Nanorana parkeri is the source of this 1503-nucleotide messenger RNA. RefSeq names its product cytochrome P450 2B4-like. The transcript has 9 exons. Gene Ontology annotation, molecular function: oxidoreductase activity, acting on paired donors, with incorporation or reduction of molecular oxygen, reduced flavin or flavoprotein as one donor, and incorporation of one atom of oxygen; heme binding; iron ion binding. Gene Ontology annotation, cellular component: intracellular membrane-bounded organelle; cytoplasm. Gene Ontology annotation, biological process: xenobiotic metabolic process. The record is from RefSeq and is a predicted model, not a curated record. NCBI's taxonomy places the organism in Eukaryota, Metazoa, Chordata, Amphibia, Anura, Dicroglossidae. Bases 16 to 1503 code for a protein of 495 amino acids.